AUGUUCUCGAUUGCACUGCUGCACUGCUUCACCAAAGCUGAACUCGUGCUACCUACUCUUUGCGCCUCGAAUCCUUUCUCUCAAAACAUCACAUCACCACUUCAAAUGGGUACGUAUCGAAAUCUCUCCUCGCGCCAAAUCACCUUCUCGGGGGCAGUCGAAAUUCAACUGCUGAUCAACACGCUGCUAGCAACCCGACCAUUCACGAUGGCUCCAACAGAUGAGGACAAAGGCCUCUUAAAGAGCUCCGGGCUCUCCACGGCCAGAUCCAGAGGCUGGGCAGAGAAGAAAACUUCUAUCCUUCGAGCCUCAGAGUUCUCUGCGACAGAGCCCGCGAGUUUCUUGAUUCUCACGGCAUCGUUCCAGAAGUACCCGGCACCACUGCAGAUGGUCUCCCCAAAGUUGAGACUAUAUGUCCAUGAAAAGCGCAUCAAGAUCCUCGUGAUGCAAGGCCCCGAAGACCUCACAAAGUCCCUGAAAGAGUCCGGCCAGCCCGAGUUCGUCCAAGUCUCCUACCACAAGCUCCUCAAGCACUCAGCCACGAUGGAAAAGUUCGCGCGGCAAGCGGACAGCCAGAUCCUGGGCCCCGAAAUGUUCUACUACCCUCCCCUUGCGAAGGCAGGCAAGUACCAUGUCAAGAAGCACAUGACCGGCAUUGCCAUCUAUCUUCGGGCCCUUGCCCAAGACACGGAGAGAUGCAAGAGUUUCAAGAUCGACGUUAAGCACAUCACAGCUGUGCAGGCCAUGACGGACGAGGAGUUCUGGCAAGCUACGAAGAUGCACUAUCGCUGGCUGCUCAGCCGAGACAAGAAAGGAGGCAUCGAGAGAACAUUCCCCAGCGCGCUGACGAAUAAGAUGAAGCAGUAUCUGAGGAGCUUUGCGGGCUUUCUCAAGACAAAGUCGGAAUUUCGCAAGGCUGUCGACCGGAAGCAAGAUCCUGCUAUUCCAGAAAGUCCGGUCAUCGCAGACACCGCACAGCGACGUCGAUUCAAUCUCAAUCACGGCGUCAAGAUGGACACUCUUAUGGCAGAUGCGGUCACGGACUCGAAGCAGAAUGGACAAGUCCAGGUUCACUUUGUCACAAACUCCGAAGACCCCACGAUCGAGCUCGAGGAAGGGAAGACGCAGCUCCUGGUGCCGACAAAUGUACGGAGAUAUGGGUUGUCACAGAUCCUCAACUCCGAGUCUAUGCUUAAUACCGAGGCGCCAAUUCCUUUUGAUUUUCUGAUCAAUGGAAACUUUCUCCGCACGACUCUCGAAGAAUACCUCACAGCGAACGGCCUCUCCUCCGAAACGACCUUGGACCUGCAAUAUGUUCGGAGUUUGAUCCCGCCAUUGUACGAAGCGAGCUUUGAGCACGAUGACUGGGUCAGCUGCGUGGACGUCUUGUCUGCGACAUCGAGAGCUGGAUCCGGGAAGGGAUAUGAUGUGGCAGUAGGACAUGAGCGCAUACUGUCCGGGUCAUACGAUGGGUUGCUGCGAGUUUGGAAUAAGUCUGGACAGACGAUUGCUACGUCAGCCUCUUCGAGCGAAGGAGGGCAUUCAUCCAGCAUCAAAAGCGCAAAGUUCAUCUCGCCUACGCAAAUUGCGUCCGCUGGGCUGGAUCGCACCAUCAGGAUAUGGAAGUACAAGGAGGCUGAAGACCAAUUCUCUGCGACCCUGAAGCCGGUAUUGGAGCUUUACGGGCACAAGGGGGCUAUCGAAUCGAUCGAUGUAUGGGGACCGUCAAAUCAAGUCCUCUCUGGAUCUACCGACGGCCAUGUUGGGCUCUGGACGACGCUCAAGGAUUCUGCGCCCGAAGCAGCCUCUUCCCUGAUUACCUCUGGACCUACCGCUAAGCGUAGAAAGCUCACCACAUCCACAUCUACACCUCAGCGUGGGCCUCUGUCUCUGCAUGCUCGUCAUGGGGCCUCAGUAAAUGCUGUAAUCUUCAACCCUGACGACCACACGGUCGGCUACUCCGCCUCCCAAGACCACACGAUGCGAACUAUCGAUCUGACAACAUCGACUGUCGUAGAUACCAGGACGACGUCUCACCCUCUGCUUUCUCUUACCGCACUACCAGGUAUCAGCCAUCAGCUGUUAGCCGUAGGAACUAGCGCGCGCCACAUCACUCUUAUCGAUCCCCGAGCAUCCUCCCAAACGAACCAGGUCAUGACCCUUCGCGGGCACACGAACAAGAUUGUCUCUCUGGCCAAAGAUCCCGAAAGCAGAUAUGGAAUUGUCAGCGGAAGUCAUGAUGGCACCUGUCGAGUCUGGGACUUGAGAAGUUCGCGGCCGGGUACCAAAGACGAAGGUGGUGGCCGGGUUGGCGAGACGGUGUACGUUGUGGAGAGAGAAAGUCAGAAAGAUGGCAAGAGACCUGUUGGUGGAGAUGGGAUCAAGGUGUUCGGUGUUUGUUGGGACGAGAAUGUCGGUAUUGUCAGUGGAGGCGAAGACAAGAUGCUGCAGAUCAACAAAGGUCGGGGCGUCACCAAGCCUGCGAGCUCUUGA
This is a messenger RNA of Drepanopeziza brunnea f. sp. 'multigermtubi' MB_m1, 2493 nucleotides long. NCBI's taxonomy places the organism in Eukaryota, Fungi, Ascomycota, Leotiomycetes, Helotiales, Drepanopezizaceae. The record is from RefSeq and is a predicted model, not a curated record.